GCUUGCGCUCCCGCUCAACACAUCUUCAUCAUGGCACCCGUACCUAAGAAGCUCGCAGGGGCGUCUGCCACGGAGAAGCGCGCCCGGAAGGCCCGGCCUUCCCACAACAAGGGGCGUCUCGGCAACCGCGUCAAGAUGGUGCGGGAAGUCGUCCGCGAGGUGGCGGGCCUCAUGCCCUACGAGAAGCGCAUCCUCGACAUGAUCAAGACUGGCGGCGCGUCCGCAGAGAAGCGCAUCUACAAGUUUGCCAAGCGGAGGCUGGGCACCCACAAGCGGGCUCUUGCCAAGCGCGAGGACAUCAAGGAGGUCUACUCCAAGAUGCGCGCUCGCCAGGCGAUGAACUAAGUCCCGUCGACGAACUGAGUCUCGUUUUUCUGUCCUUGGAACUAUCGCGAUUGCCUUCCGUAGACUUAUCUGCGUCGCGGAGCGCCGUCUGUUGAUACCUUUUGUAGACCCGUCUGCUGUGUCGUCCAUGCCGGCGCGGUCUGUUCUUUUCGGCGCCGUAUGCCACUGCCAGUUUGGCAAUGUCCAUGGUGACCGCUCUCGCGCGGGGGGUGCAGGCUCGAGCCUAGGGUUCAGAUAACCCACUGGGCGAUUCCUGUGAAUGGUUGUUUACGAAAAAGGGUUAGGUGUCAAAGCCUUUGAUCCGUUUCGGGGACAGCAGUAACGGGACUUGGGUGUGGAGGCCGGGGGUCUUAGGGAUAAGAUUCACGAGGGUGAGCUAAACUACUACUUCUGCUGUGCUGCGCUUCGGCGCAGCGGUGCAAAACAAAAAUGAACAAAAAUAUCCUGG
Molecule: messenger RNA, 793 nt
Organism: Ectocarpus siliculosus
Lineage: Eukaryota; Phaeophyceae; Ectocarpales; Ectocarpaceae
Source: the annotation of a GenBank genome assembly